GUCUACCCUGUCGAAGUACCAGGCUGAGAUGAAGAAGCUGAAGACGCUCCGCGCGAAGCUCCACAAUCACGCCAAGACUGCCAAGGACAGUGACAAAGGCCAACAUGACACCUGGGCAAAGGAGGCUGACAAGACCCUCAAGCUCGCGACUGAUCACGAGGAGGCGGUGGAGCUCCUGAUCGAGAAGACGGGAAUCACUCACGAGACGAACGAGAAGAAAGAGGAUUCUGCCAAUCUGAACAAGGAUCUCGUAGCCAUGAAGUCCACCGCAGAGCACCACCUGGACGGCAUCAAACUGGCGGUCAAGAGGUUCUCGCGCUACGUGGAGUGA
Messenger RNA from Prorocentrum cordatum, 331 nucleotides. The record is from the annotation of a GenBank genome assembly. Lineage: Eukaryota; Dinophyceae; Prorocentrales; Prorocentraceae.